Messenger RNA from Solea senegalensis (Senegalese sole), 1575 nucleotides. Its product is annotated as tripartite motif-containing protein 16-like. The record is from RefSeq and is a predicted model, not a curated record. Gene Ontology annotation, molecular function: zinc ion binding. Lineage: Eukaryota; Metazoa; Chordata; Actinopteri; Pleuronectiformes; Soleidae. The annotation marks the transcript as partial. The transcript has 7 exons.
GCACAGGGGGAGGGCCUUGUCUGCUUUCAAUCAAUAACCUCUGGAAUUCAGAAAUACAAGUAGGUCCUGUCCCUGGCAGGCUGUACCAAACUCUUGAGGGCGGGCUCCCAGGCACAGUCGACGAAAACUUCAUCCACUUCUCAGCAUUCUCUCUGUCUCCUUCCACAGGUCUGACUGUGUUCCAGGUCCAUCACAAUGGCCGACCACGGUUCUCCAGAUUACUUCAGCUGCUCCCUGUGUCUGAACCUUCUCAGGGACCCUGUGGCGAUUCCCUGUGGACACAGUUUCUGCAUGGACUGCAUCAGUGGCUACUGGAACGAGGCUGAUUACACAGGGAUUUACAUUUGUCCCCAGUGCAAGAUCACAUUCACCCAGAGGCCUGUGCUUCGCCCCAAUGCCACUCUGAACAUGGUGGCUGAGAAGAUCAAAAAGAGCGGCCUGAACCUCAACCUCAACACGUCCCAGGGGAAUAUCUUCGCCGGACCAACUGAUGUCCCCUGUGACUUCUGUUCUGGGAAGAAAUUAAAGGCUGUUAAGUCCUGUCUGAACUGUCUGGCGUCCUAUUGUGAGAAGCACCUGAAGCCUCACUAUGAAUCAGCCACAUUCAAAAGGCACAAACUGGUGGACGAGCUGGGAAACCUGGACCGGAAGAUCUGCCCGCAGCACCAGAAGUCCCUGGAGCUGUUCUGUCGGACAGACCAGAUGUGUAUCUGUGCUAUCUGCACAGUCAGUGAACACAGGGGCCAUGACAUUGUCUCUGCUGAGGCAGAGAGAGGUGAGAAACAGAAACUGUUGGGAGUCUCCCAAGCUGAGAUUAGACAAAAAUGCCAGGAGAGGGUGAAGGAGUUGGAGGAACUGAAGACAUCAGUCGAUUCACUGAAGAAUUCAGCCCAGAGGGCCAUGGUGGAGAGCCAGAAGAUGUUUGAGGACAUGAUCCGCUCCAUUGACAGGAUGAGGUCUGAGGUGACCAAGUUGAUCGGUAUCAACGAGAAGGCUGCUUUCAACCAGGCCGAGGCUUUGGUUGAGCGUCUGGAACAGGAGAUCGAUGAGCUGAAGAAAAAGGAGACGGGGCUCAAGCAGCUGUACAGCACUGAGGACCACAUCCACUUUUUGCAGAACUUUAACUACCUUUGCACUCCCACUGAUGACGGCUUCAUUCCUAAAGUUACUGUAAACCCCGACUUUUCCUUUGGCGCUGUGAGGAAAGCUGUGGCUGAGAUUAAGGAUCGCCUGGAAGAGUUUGGCAGAGAGGAGCUGCUCAAGAUCUCCAAGUCAGUGAGUGAGGUUCCAGUCUACACCACAGAAAGUCGAACAUUGGACAGAAAGAGCAGAGGCAAAGAAAUGAUCAUGAACAACCUUCCUCCUUCAGAGCCAAGGAGCAGAGCAGAUUUUGUGAAAUACUUCUGCCAACUCAAACUGGACCCAAUCACCGCCUACAAGGAGCUGUUCAUCUCUGAAAGCAGCAGAAAGGUCAUCCGCACCCGGGACCUGCAGCCCUACGGAGAUAACGCAGAGCGGUUUGACAGCUUUGCUCAGGUGCUGUGCCGGGAGGCUCUCUCUGGAGGCCGCUUCUAC